AUGGGAAACGCGCCCUCAUUCUGUUGUUGUUGCUUUCCGUUCUUUUCUCAGCGUAGAGCUGAUCAAGAUCACCAGCAAGCGGCUCGCGGUGAAGCAAGAAGAAGUCAAUUCUCCUUACCACUAAGAAGAAGAUGUGGUGUUUGCGGAAUGUACAUUGAUCCCGUUCUUUUCGAUGGGCAUAGGGAAGCUUGUCGCGAGAAUAACUUCAGGAAUCUACGACAACAGCAACAAGGGGAGUUGCAGGAUUUGGGGGAUGAUUGUUCGAGGGACUACGAUACGGAAGAAUGGUGUGUUGUAUGCUUCGCGGCACGGCGUUCGUUUGCUUUUCUCCCUUGCGGACACGUAUCUUGUUGUGAGAAGUGUGUGAUGGCGCUUCAGUUUUGCCCGCUCUGCCGUGAACCCCGCGCCGCCCUUUGCCGGGUUGCUACCGGUCUUCUUUUGCAGUUUAAGUGCCGUCACUGUGGAGAAAUCAUCGCACCGGAAUUACACGAUGGUCACAGAGAGGUUUGUGGUUUCCGCAUGAUGCUCCUACAAAAGGGGAAAGAUGUGAGCAAGGAGGAAGACGGUAGUGACGGAGCGGAUGGACCUUCUGACCGAUGUGCGAUUAGUAACGCGGAAGACACUUCCGCUACAACUUGUCUUAACGCUGAUGCGGUUCUCACUACCUCCGGUGAGUGUGUGACAAAAUCUACAAUGCAAUACUGUAUACAAUGCCACGGUGUCGAGAGGCCACUGGUCAUCAUGCUCCCGUGUGGACACCGAUUACUUUGUGAAGUUUGUUGUAGCGGCCGUAAGACAUGUCCAGUUUGUUUGCAGUGUAUCGAGUCGUCAGUGAAGUCUUUUUGUUGA
Messenger RNA from Trypanosoma brucei brucei TREU927, 849 nucleotides. RefSeq lists its product as hypothetical. Bases 1 to 849 code for a protein of 282 amino acids. The transcript has a single exon. The record is from RefSeq and is a predicted model, not a curated record. Gene Ontology annotation, molecular function: ubiquitin-protein transferase activity. Lineage: Eukaryota; Euglenozoa; Kinetoplastea; Trypanosomatida; Trypanosomatidae.